Ascoidea rubescens DSM 1968 is the source of this 651-nucleotide messenger RNA. It is a transcript of the gene RCF2, whose product is annotated as Rcf2p. The coding region runs from base 1 to 651 and encodes 216 amino acids. Gene Ontology annotation, biological process: mitochondrial respiratory chain complex IV assembly. Lineage: Eukaryota; Fungi; Ascomycota; Saccharomycetes; Ascoideales; Ascoideaceae. The record is from RefSeq and is a predicted model, not a curated record. The transcript has a single exon. Gene Ontology annotation, cellular component: mitochondrial inner membrane.
AUGAAAAUUCUAUCUGAAGACGAAAAGGCUGCUCAUUCAAGUGCCACCUUCUGGGCUGGCUUUAAAGGUGGUCUAGCUGGUGCUGCCAUCUCUGCUCUAUUGUUCACUGUGGGUGCUAAAAGAUGGCCUGUGUUACAUCGUUUGCCCACUGCUGCCAAAACUGCUGUCGUUAUCACUCCUCCAACUCUCUUGAUCUCCAUCUGCGCUGAAGAAGGCUCCAACAACUUUGACAAAAUAGUCUACAGCUCUGAACACACACAACAAACUGCCUUGAAAGAAUACUUGAGAUGGCAAAACCUAUCCUACAGGGAGAAAACUAUCGAAUUGGUCAGCUCCAACAGAUACUCCAUCAUUGUUGGUGCCUGGGCUGCUUCUCUAUAUGGCUCCUGGGCCCUCGUCAACAGAGACCCAAUCAUGACCAAACCCCAAAAGAUUGUCCAGGCAAGAAUGUACGCUCAAUUUCUCACUGUCGCUUUGCUCUUGGGUUCCAUUGGUUUGACUGUCUGGGAAGAAAAUAACAUGAGCCACACUCCUCAGGCUCACAAAAUCGAAGACUCUUGGAAGGACAUUCUUGCUGACGAAGAAGACAGAGAAAGAAAAGCUGGUAUUCCUUUGCACAUAACCCCAAAGGAUUUGCAUAAAGUUGACUAA